GGGAGGCCGGGCGGCCGACAGGAGACGCUAGCGCGCAGUGGGGUGGGGAGGUUGAGCUCCCGGACCCGAACUGAUCAGCAGGCGGGCGCCGCGGCGUAGGCACCCACCCAGCUCUUGGUUCCUGGCGGCUCGCACGGUAAAAAAAGAGAGCAGCAGCCGACUUGCGUGGGACUCCCCUGGCUCUUCUGCCCGAGACCCUACCAGUCCCUCUCCCUGGCAGCCUGUGUUCUGGGCCUCACCCAGACAGUCUGAGUAGGAACAAGCCAUCUCAUCAUUCACAGCCAUGAAUUUCCUCCGGCGACGCCUCUCUGACAGCAGCUUUGUGGCCAACCUGCCGAACGGCUACAUGACAGACCUCCAGCGCCCAGAGAGCUCCACCAGCUCCCCUGCAUCCCCAGCCAUGGAGAGGAGGCACCCCCAGCCCCUGGCAGCCUCCUUCUCCUCUCCAGGAUCCAGCCUUUUUAGCUCCUUCUCCAGUGCCAUGAAGCAGACCUCACAGGCCCCCUUGGGGCCGAUGGAGCUUCCAGGUCCCUCCACGCCUGUUGUUCAAAGGCCCAGGAUCCUGUUGGUGAUUGAUGAUGCCCACACAGACUGGGCCAAGUAUUUCCACGGAAAGAAGGUGAAUGGAGAGAUUGAGAUCCGAGUGGAACAGGCUGAAUUCUCAGAGUUGAAUCUAGCUGCCUAUGUUACUGGGGGCUGUAUGGUGGACAUGCAGGUUGUGAGAAAUGGGACCAAGGUUGUGAGAUCCUUCAAGCCGGACUUCAUCCUUGUCCGCCAGCAUGCCUACAGCAUGGCCCUGGGCGAAGACUACCGCAGCCUGGUCAUCGGCCUCCAGUAUGGAGGGCUGCCUGCCGUCAACUCCCUCUACUCUGUCUACAACUUCUGCAGCAAGCCCUGGGUGUUCUCUCAACUCAUUAAGAUCUUCCAUUCCCUGGGUCCUGAGAAGUUCCCGCUUGUGGAGCAAACGUUUUUCCCCAACCAUAAGCCAAUGCUCACAGCCCCACGCUUCCCUGUGGUGGUCAAGCUGGGACACGCCCACGCCGGAAUGGGAAAGAUCAAAGUAGAAAACCAGCAUGACUACCAGGACAUCACCAGCAUGGUGGCUAUGGCCAAAACCUAUGCCACCACUGAGGCCUUCGUUGACUCCAAGUACGACAUCCGCAUCCAGAAAAUUGGAUCCAACUACAAAGCUUACAUGAGAACCUCCAUCUCUGGAAACUGGAAGGCCAACACAGGCUCUGCUAUGCUGGAGCAGGUGGCCAUGACAGAGAGGUACAGGCUGUGGGUGGACAGCUGCUCAGAGAUGUUCGGUGGCCUGGACAUCUGCGCUGUCAAGGCUGUCCACAGCAAGGAUGGCAGAGACUACAUCAUUGAGGUGAUGGACAGCUCCAUGCCCCUGAUUGGAGAGCACCUGGAAGAGGACAAACAGCUGAUGGCCGAUCUCGUUGUCUCCAAAAUGAGCCAACUCCCGAUGCCAGGGGGCACAGUGCCCUUGCCCCUGAGGCCUUGGACUCCUCAGACUAAACCAGCAAAACCCCCCGGGCAAGCCCAGCUUGGGCCUCCACUCGGACAGCCUCAGCCACGGACACCCACACAAGGGGGCCCUCGCCAAGCUCAGUCUCCUCAGCCCCCGAGAUCUGGAAGCCCCUCGCAACAGAGGCUCUCCCCACAAGGCCAGCAACCCCUGAGCCCCUCAUCUGGAUCUCCACAGCAGCAGAGGUCACCAGGCUCUCCACAGCUAUCCCGCACAUCUGGAGGCAGCUCUCCAAACCAGGUCUCCAAGCCAGGCACCACCCUUACCUCACAGCCGCGGCCCCCCAUGCAGGGCCGCAGCACCUCCCAACAGGGUGAAGAGUCCAAGAAACCAGCAACACCCCACCCCCAUCUCAACAAAUCCCAGUCCCUGACUAACAGCCUCAGCACGUCUGACGCCUCCCAGCGUGGGACCCCAAGUGAAGACGAGGCCAAGGCCGAGACCAUCCGCAACCUGAGGAAGUCUUUCGCCAGCCUGUUCUCUGACUAACCCUGUCCAGGCCGGGGAGGGGGGUGCCCCGUUACACUCCCCCCUCUCCUGCCCCAUCCUCCAUCUCAGCCUUGGUUCCUGACGGGAACAGAAUGGAGGGCCUGAGAAUAUACUUUCCAAAUGCGUUUGAUCGAGGAAUUGAGUAUCUACAUGUGUUCCCACUUUCCUUUGCCAUGACGUUCCAGCAUUGCCCGACUGAGGGGUGGGCCUUUGAGAGCCUCCAGGUUCCUCAAAACGGGCCUUAAAGACAGGCAUCACGUCAACCUUCCUACCCAGAUGCUUGCUUCCCUGCCUCAGAUAACCAAGUGAGAUGUCUGUGUGUGGCUAGUUUUGACAUUUCUUGUUAGUGUUUUGCUUGCCUUUGGGAAGGGCGCCCUCUGAGCCUUGCCCCACCUCCAUCAAAUGCAGACGCUGAAGUCAGACCUCAGCUAUGUAGGAGGCAAUAACCUUUUGACAGUGUUUUGCAAACAAAUGGAGAAAAGCGCAGCCAGGGGAACCUACCACCUACCCUUGCAAGUCCCAUCCAAGCUCAAGAGAUGGCCCUGCAGACCAGACAGGCAAAGGCCCCAUCACACCCGCCACCAGUGGAUCUUGAGGACCAUGGAAAGAAUUCAGAGCCUGUGGGACACGUGGGGCCUUUCAGAGCCCAACAGAAACAGAGGGGAGACUGUACAGUGCUGCUCGUGCCCAGAGUGCUGUCCUAAAUUGGACGGCCAAGAGCACACCACGGGUUCUUUUAGGAAUCGUCACUAGUUCCCAGAGGGGGAAUAUGCCCUCCACUUCCCAAGGAAGGAGUUAGGUUAGGCCCUCUCCACCCAUUCCGUGUUACACCGCCCUUUGGUCUCUGAAUUCCCACCAGGAAUGUUGUUUUCUCCUCAAGGAUAUACAAGGAACCAGAGACGAGGAUGGAUGACACAGGAUCAGAAAUUGCGAUGAUAGUAACUUCUAGCUCGGCGUUUUACAGACAGUGUACAGCAAGGCACUGAAAGACUAGCUUUCCCUCCAAGCUGACUUGGUGAGGCUGAAACAUGACAAAGAUCCAUUUGGUUUGUGCUGACAUGUAGCACAAUGAAUAGAGAAUUUCAAAUGCAGCCUCAGUGGACACCUCCACCAGCCGGAGAAAAUAUCUUCUUCGAGAGCUUCCUCCUAACAGCAUGAUAAAAGGGUACUGUCAUCUAAUUGUCAAAUCAGCUUUCGAGGGAUACUGGAAUCUACGUAUCCUUUCUCUUGCAUUAAUCCUCUGUGUCCUCUUCAUCAUUACCACACUGCCCCCCGCCCCCGCCCCGUUCAGUCCCUGCUGAUGGGGCAGUUAGUUCUACCAUUCCAGAAUUUCAGGGGUUAUAGGCCUUCAUUCCCAUGGUAACAAAUAGAGUAGCAAAUCCCAUGAGCCUGAACUUCAACUACCUUCUGGAAGUUCUCAUCUGAAUUUGCAGUGGAAGGAGCUCGAGGGGAAAGCAAGCCGGUGCCGGCAUCUCGUGAACGCGCUACGUGGGCACAGCACAGCGCAUGCCUUGUUCGGCACACAAUUGGUAUGCAGGAAGUGUGUUAGGUUGGCCCUCCUAGAAAACUAUGAAAUUAACAGAAUGUAAACAAAAUGUUAAGAGAGAAGAAAAAGGCUGUUUUUCUAAGAGUAUCAAUGUGAGGAAAUCACUUGCCCAGGAAGAGAAUCAAACCAACAGAGAGACUGAUAAGAAGCUGAAGAGAAUCCGUGGCCGUUUUUUAACCUACGGGAGCAAGCAGAGCAGAGGGCUGAGACCUCCCCCGUGGUGAGCGUGGCCCACACAGAACAAGUACCUGAGCAGCACUCAAAGCAGUGUAACUUUGUCGUUAAAAUAUGUCAUCUACUUAGAUUACAAACUAGGCUCCAAGUACUCAAAACACAAGGAAAAAGAAACUAUAACUCCACUCCAAAAGAAGCCAGAAACAAGAGUCCCUAACAGCCCAAUGGUGGCCCAACAGUGCUGCUUCAGAGCCCAGAUGUUUCAGCACAGAGCCUGAGGAACAACUGCAGAGAGAGGGAGGAGGUGGACUGAGCUAGGUGUCCAAAGCACUCACUCCAUGUCCAGUUCAACCAAACUAGCUCUGCUUGUAUUCAUUCCACAAAUCAGGCUUCUGUGAACGAUUUCAGGUGAAGAAAUAGUGCCACUACAAAAAAAAUAAUAAUCUCCUGCAACAAUCUGAUGACACUGACUAUAGAAAAACAAGGACAAGAUAUGGUAAGUGAGUUGGAUGUUUCCCCAAAGUUCGUUUGCUUUCAUCAUAUAGAUCUAUACAUACUUUUCUUUUCCCAUACCAUCAAGGCAGGCAAAAAAAAAACAGUGCACAGAAGAGAACUUUUACCAGUUUCUAUCUGCAUGAAUAAGGUAGUAGCUACGAACACAAUGCCAAAUGAACUCUAUUCUUUAACCACACUGCAACUGAGCAGUUGUGCCCAUUUGGAGUAACAAUACAUGCAAAGGAGGGAUAACUGAGUGACAUGUACUCUCAAGACUGCAAUCUAGAGCUCUCAAGCUGAUAUGCAAUUUUAAGUCAGCCUUUUUUGAAAGUGGAAAAUUUAAAUAUCUGUUGAAAAUGUCAUGCCACAACAUAUAAAAAGUUAAGGUACUGGCAGGGAAGGGGUGGGGGACCAGCACUUAUGUUCAAUUUCUCACCUAACUUAGGUCCCUAAUGGACCUCAAUUUAAAUAACAAAAAAGAUGCUAUUUUAGAGGAUGGAACAUAAUCCUAAAGAACAGUACUAUGUAUUUGGUACAUAUUUGAGGACUUUCAUUGAAUUUUAUUCUCUAGUCCUUCAUCCCAAGUUUCUGAGUCCUAUCAAUGUCUUUUUACAGUGGUAUCUGCAAAUAAAACGAUAUAACUUAUUCUCUUCAUAAUAUACUAUUCUAACUAGCUGAACAGCUGAAGAUUACUCCAGCACAAAAACAACUCAAUUUUUUUAACAACAGAAGAAGGAAGAAUAUAUUAAGUAAAGGUGAAAACAAUCAUUGUGUUAAAGAUUCUUUUUCCUGUGUAAUUACAAGACACUAAGGACUGAGUCUAAGAGAACACAGAAAUGAAUGGGGAGAGUUUUCAGGACAUAGGCAAAGAUAUAAACACCUCCACAGAAGUUGGUCAUUCGAAGCAAUACAGAGGUCACGACAAACUGCAGACAAAGACAGGACAGAACGAACAUCCAAAAGUCGGAAGAUCCGCAGUUUCAGCUCCAGUGGGAGGACUACCAAGCCAAA
This is a messenger RNA of Physeter macrocephalus (sperm whale), 5249 nucleotides long. RefSeq names its product synapsin III (gene SYN3). Gene Ontology annotation, biological process: neurotransmitter secretion. The record is from RefSeq and is a predicted model, not a curated record. The transcript has 19 exons. Bases 284 to 2023 code for a protein of 579 amino acids. Gene Ontology annotation, molecular function: ATP binding. Lineage: Eukaryota; Metazoa; Chordata; Mammalia; Artiodactyla; Physeteridae. Gene Ontology annotation, cellular component: synaptic vesicle membrane; synaptic vesicle.